Molecule: messenger RNA, 3039 nt
Organism: Anoplopoma fimbria (sablefish)
Lineage: Eukaryota; Metazoa; Chordata; Actinopteri; Perciformes; Anoplopomatidae
Gene: map3k14a
Product: mitogen-activated protein kinase kinase kinase 14a
Exons: 16
Coding region: 200-2758 (852 amino acids)
Biological process (GO): positive regulation of canonical NF-kappaB signal transduction; protein phosphorylation
Molecular function (GO): protein kinase activity; ATP binding
Source: RefSeq, a predicted model, not a curated record
CACAGAGUUGUUUGUGUGGUUGUGUUUAUUUCAGUGGGUUUUCUCUCUACUUCCUUUCCACGUAAACUCGUCGGGGUGUGGUGAUACGCUGGGCUUUCUGAGCACUGGCAGAGCCUUAAGAAGGAAGUGACAGUUGAGUUUGCUAUAUCCAGAUAGUCUUGCAGUGCAUGAAGUCGGCACACAAGAUCCAGCAGAUGAAAUGGCGGUGAGGCAAAGGAUUUUCAACUCCACAGCACCCUUCUCCGGGUCGUCCCAAGCCGAGCUGAAGGGGUCUUACCCAUCCUGCUCGGCGGCGGAGCAGGAGGCGGAGGAGGAGGAGGAGGAGGAGAAGGACAGCAAAACGGGCUACAUGUCCGGCCUCAGCCCUCUGAUAAAUAAACUCCUGACACAUGGGACCGCAGAGCAAGUGGGAGAAAUGCCGCUGAAGACCUCCACCUUCAUCGCCCAAGCUGAAUGUGAAACCCAGGACUCCCAGGAGUUUAGUCCUUCCUGCCUCAAACACUCCUUUGUUCCCUCCCCGAACUGCUUCACCAGCAGUCUUCCCUCAGAUCACAACAAUGUGGCGUGCCCGACCACGGCCUGCAUCCAGGAGCCCAGCGGCCCUUCGGCGCAGCUCACCCCGAGAAAGAAGACCAGGAAGAGAUCGAAGCGCAAGGGGAAGAAAAAACUGGAGAAGAAGAAGGAGAGGCAGCGCCAGCGACAGCGGAAGCGCUCCGGAGUCCCUGAACAGGAGAGUGGGAGUUCUCGGGUGCGGAUCCUGGACGAGUCUUCUCUUGGAGGGAUAAGCGACCUCAGCUCUUCUUGCUGCAGCAGCGUUGAGAGCUCUGAGGAUCAGAACAGAGGGCCUUCUGUCUACAGCGGACAGAUCUACAACACAGGCUGCAGCUGGGGGGACCCCGUCUGCGGAACCCUCUCCGGUCUCCGUUCCUACGGGCAGGACAGCGACUCGGACUCCCUCAGCAGUCUGGGAGACUGUUCGCUGGCUCUUGCUGGUCUCAGGGGCAGCGUCAGCCAGGGGGACCCGUGCUACGCGGGGGCCUUCUUCAAAGAUGUGGCGAGGGAAGUCAGAGAAGAGGAAGAGGAAGAGCGCUCAGCGGCUGACUCUGUCAGCACUGAGGGAAUCAUCUUUUACAACGAAAAAAUCCAGCCUGUGGACUCUGAAUACAAGGAAGGGAGUGAGUACGUCCUCACACAGUUCAUCAAGGAGGGCUCCUACGGGGAAGUACACAGCGCUCAAGAUGUCAACACAGGCUUCAAAUUCGCUGUCAAAAAGAUCGCCCUGAAGAGGUUCAGCAGUGAGGAGGUGGGUGCGUGGAGUGCCCUCAGAUCUCCUCGUGUGGUGGAACUCUUCGGAGUGGUCCGAGAGGGGCCUAAUGUGGUCCUCUUCAUGGACCGCAAGUUCGGCUCUCUGGGUCAGCUGAUAGCGGAGCGCGGCCGGCUGCCAGAGGACCGGAGUCUCCACUACCACGCACAAAUCCUGACAGCACUGGAGUACCUACACAAGAAAAAAGUGGUGCAUCUAGACAUUAAAGCUGACAACGUGUUGCUGUCGGAGGACGGUAGAGACUCUUUCCUGUGCGACUUCGGCCACGCAGAGAGACUGGACCGUCAGGGACAGAGCCUCAGCGGGUCCAAAGAUAUGAAGGGCACAGAGUCCCACAUGGCCCCUGAGAUCGUGAAAGGGGAACCCCGCGGAGCCAAAGCAGAUGUGUGGAGCAGCUGCUGUUUGUUACUGCACAUGCUGAACGGGUGUCAGCCGUGGACCAGAUACUACACCUGUAGACUUUACCUGAAGAUUGCCAACGAGCCGCCGCCUCUGAGGGAGAUCCCGCCCGAAUGCAGCCCCCUCACAGCGGAGGUUAUCACGGCGGGACUUCAGAAGGAUCCGGCCAAGAGAGCGUCAGCGUCGGACCUCAAAGGGAAAACUGUCAGAGCUCUGAAAGAAGUGGGAGGACUCACCAGUCCAGUGAAGGGACCCUACACAGAGCCUCUGUAUAUUUCCGACAAACCUCCGGACUCCCUGCAACUUAUCAACAGCAGCGUAGACUAUGAGGAUCAAGAGUCCGUUAGGAAACUAACCACCACAGGGAGCAGGGCGGAGGAACAGGGCGAUGAAGAGGCUGAUCGUAGUGAGUCAAAGCGAGACUCGCCCUUCUGUCCACAAACGCUGAUCUCCGAGCCGAACUACAAGAGGGGCCACAAAGUCACCACCGUGCCCGAGCUCGAGCUGCGAAAACUGGAGCGAGAUUUCUACCUGAGCAGUCUGUCCACUCUCCACUCUGCAGAGAAGCAGGAGCAGUUCCUGUCGUGUCUCAGCAGUGACCCUUACUCCCCCUGGGAGCUGUGGGACAAAAAGGACUCUGGCCGCUGGUCUCUGAGUCCCGGAGACGACUUCAGCUCCGGUGUCUUCUCCUACAACAGUCAGCCAGACGUGCAGGUUUCCAGUUUGGAUUUGCUGAGUCACACUCAGCUCCCACCGCCCUGCUGCUUUGAAGGGGUGGACGUCUGCAUCAGAGACUUCAACAGGAAGAGCAUCCGCAUCAGGGAGACGCGUCGGGUGAAGGUCGGCCACAUCGCCUCGGGAAUCAGCGAUCAGAUCACCCAGAGGGUUUUCACCCUGGAGACCCAGCACGGCCAGCAGGUAGCUCACGACGAGGAGGUGCAGGAGUCCGGUCUGGAGCUCAGCUGUGUUCCUGCUCCGGACUUCAGCUCCGCCUGGAGGUGGAGGAUCAAAGACGGAGUGCUGGAGACGAGAUAAGAGACCACGGCUUCCCUCCAUCCAUCAUCUGCAGUGUCAUCUGAACCGUCCUACAUGUGGCCUUCUGUUGAAUUGUUUUUAAAUGUUUGCCUUCAAUUUGUCUCAAUUUGUGAGUGUGUUUUUUUUAAUAUGGACCAAAAAUAAAUCCACCACCAGUCAGUCCUCCGUCCUAAGCACAAGUGUCUCAUGUUUCAAAUUCCAUAAUGGGGGCCGAUGUGUUGCCUUUUGUCUCUAAAGUGCUCAUUAUUCAGUCACUGUACUUGUUUCAAUAAACAGCAUAU